Messenger RNA from Diachasmimorpha longicaudata, 3657 nucleotides. RefSeq names its product putative sodium-coupled neutral amino acid transporter 11. Bases 403 to 1992 code for a protein of 529 amino acids. NCBI's taxonomy places the organism in Eukaryota, Metazoa, Arthropoda, Insecta, Hymenoptera, Braconidae. The transcript is spliced from 7 exons. The record is from RefSeq and is a predicted model, not a curated record. Gene Ontology annotation, biological process: amino acid transmembrane transport. Gene Ontology annotation, molecular function: L-amino acid transmembrane transporter activity.
UCGAGGCCAGUUGGCGGUCGCAUUUGCCUCCACCACCACUUCCCCCGUUGGCCACCGAGUGCUUGUGUACUCUCGACACAACUUUGUCAAUCAAUAGUAGAGACAGAGAACAGUUCCGGUGGACCCCGAAAGCCUCCGCAUUUUCAUUCAUCCCUGUGGCCCCCCCUUAGCAUCAUUUCCCCGAAUAGUUGAUUGAGUUGUGUUAGGCAGGACAAGGGGGCGGACAAAUUGUCGGGGAGGAGUGGUAGCCAGGGUCAUUUGUUGUGAUUAGCACCUGCCCAACGACUCCAAGAGUGAACUGUCUUCCGGGUGAAGGAGGAGGCUGGCUUAUUGGGAACAGCUGGCCUGAGAUUUAUAAUAUCACGGAUAUCAGUCGGGGAACUGUCGAGGAUUGCCCGCGCAAUGGCACAGGAAGCCUCCAGGAGUGUCGAUGAGAAAAGCUACAUCUUGGACGCGAGAAAAAAUUAUGAGGAUGGCAACAGCUUGGGCACGGAUGACUCCUACGACGAUAUGAGACAGCUCGUGAGGGGGGAGGAGGAAGAUGAAUCGGGAAAAUUCUCUAGUCUGCCACUGGCGAGCUUUAAUUUCAUCAAUUCCAUCAUCGGCAGUGGAGUGAUUGGGAUUCCCUAUGCUCUACACCAAUCAGGCUUUGGCCUUGGGAUAGGUCUCCUGAUAGUCGUAGCAGUGCUCACUGAUUAUUCAUUGAUCCUCAUGGUCAGGAGUGGACAUUUGUGUGGAGAGAUGAGUUAUCAGGGACUUAUGAGGGCAAGUUUUGGACGGGUUGGCUUCUACAUACUAACAACCCUACAAUUUAUUUAUCCAUUUAUUGCCAUGGUAUCGUACAACGUUGUUGUGGGUGAUACAGUAACGAAAGUUAUUAUUCGAGUAUUUGGCCUGAGAGAAGACAAUAUAUUCGGCAAACGUGAAGUUGUUAUUCUGCUAGCAACAAUGUGGAUAACAGUGCCACUGUGCUUAUACAGAAAUGUAGCGAGACUAGCAAAAAUAUCUUUUCUCUCGCUCGUGUGUGUCGGCUUCAUUCUCCUCGCCAUUUUCAUCAGGAUGAGCACAAUGUCAGCCAUUGUGCCGGAGUCCACCGAUAGCUGGAGAUUCGCAUCGAUAAGGGGUGUCAUUCCCUCGAUAGGCAUAAUGGCGUUCGCCUUUAUGUGUCAUCACAACACCUUCCUCAUCUAUGGGUCUAUCGAGCGUGCGACCCAGCAGAAGUGGGACGUAGUGACCCACUGGUCUCUAUUCACGUCUUUCAUCGUGGCAAGUGCUUUUGGCAUCGCUGGUUACGCCACAUUUACGUCACACGUUCAGGGUGACCUCAUGGAGAACUACUGCUGGGACGAUGAUCUCAUGAACUUCUCGAGGGUAAUGUUCAGUGGCACCAUCUUGCUGACGUUUCCCAUCGAGUGCUUCGUCACACGCGAGGUGAUCCUCACAGCAAUAAAGGGAACCGACGAGACUGAGAAUCACGACAUGUACAUCGCCGGUUCCGAUCGCCGAUAUUUAAUCAUCACAAUGGGAAUAAUAACGGUCGCCUACUUCAUCUCGAUGACGACAGAUUGUCUCGGGGUUGUUCUUGAGCUGAAUGGAAUAUUGGCGGCUGUACCCCUAGCCUACAUUCUCCCAGCCCUGUGCUAUCUCAAACUGGAGAAUGGUGGACUUCUGUCACCUCAGAAACUCCCAGCCCUGGGCCUCUUCGUGGCCGGCAUUUUUGUCGCCAUUUCCGGUCUCCUACUCAUCAUCUUCAAUGACGAUAGGGAUGAGUCGUGCAAGCACGGCCAGAUCAUGAGCUAUUGUCUUAAAAAUUCAACAAUUUCCACGACCACUUCUGCUCCGGAAAUUACGACCACUAUUAAAGAGCUGAUCACGACAACUGCGCGAGCUAUUUCAAGUACUGUGGGCAUUACCGAGCAUCCUGAAAGCACCACUGUUGAUUCGCUUUUCAUCGGGACUACGACUCGACCUGAGAUGGCCUUGACAGGAUAAUUUGUCUUCCGGUUCGAAACAAAUGCCCACUAAUUUAUUUAUUUCAUUAUUUUAUUGGUGAAUUAUUGAAUUUUUUUUUAUUCUGCAGAAAAUAUGGAAUUCCAAAAGCAAAAACAAUUUGACAUUAAUUUUUGCUCGGAUUUAGUAGUCGUAGAAAAAUUACAGACGAAGCUUCUGAUAAAUUACUGACUCUAGUUUUUAAGCAAUAAUUUUUGUAGUAGGAUUUUUGGGUUUUUCUAUUGUUUAAAUUAAUGUACAAAAGAACUUGAGCUUCUAAUGAGGAACAGCAAAAUAUCGCCCAAAUAAAUCGUAGGGAACAUUGUUAACAAUGUUGUGACUAGAGCGAUUAUUAGUAUCAGAUGGGCGAAUGUGUAAUUAUCGGCUUAAUAACAUUAAUGACAAACUAAAGAAAGUUGUGGAAAAAAUUAUUGAUUGAUCCUGCAGAGUUGCAGGUGCACAAAGCAAUCAUUAAUGAAUUUUCUUCCAAUUGUUUUCGCAAUUUUUUUUAUCGUUAAUUCUUUUACUGAAAUUUCUGAUGCUUUCCUGGAUAUCUGUGAUGACAAUAUUAUUGACAAAUAAUUUUUUCGAUUUUGUUAUUUUUAUAUGAUUUGUUACAGAUGUGAAAUCAAAGUUUUCGUUCAUUUUUUGGAGAGAAUGGAGGGUGGGGGUGGCGCCGGUGUAAAUAUCGUUGGGUGGGGUUAUUACAAUUAAUAUUCCAAUGGCAUUGAAUAAUUAUCAAAAGCUUGACAGGAAUAACCGCGUAUGUGAGGGAAAAAUGAUCCCGCGAUUUAAAAAAUAAUUAUUUUUCUUAAAAAAAAUCAUCGAUUCGUUGAUUUCAAGCCUUUGAUGUAAAAUAUUAUUUAUGAAAAAUAAUAUACGAGGGAACUAUGAUAUGUGCCGUGUCGAGCGACCCGCUGACUAAUUAUUUAAGAACUUAGAUGCCAAAUGAAAAAUCAAAGAUGAAAAGAAAAUUGACGAAAAACUCAAUCAAGCAACUAGUCCUUCAUAAAUGGAGUAAAAUAUAUAAGAACAUUUUUUGUAUUUUUUUUCUUCUUGAAGAUGCUGACAACACGAUUUCAUUAAUUAUUUUAUGAAUUCCAGCGAAUUAAUUACGUAAUUUUCAGAGUGAUAUUUAUUCACGAGUUUUUCGUUCAAUUAUUAAAAAAUUACGAGUGGCAAUUCUCGUGGUUUACUCGACCAUUUCUCACUCUGUGAUAGAUUACGUUCCAAUCAAAAAAUACUAUACACGGGAGAUAAUUAAAAACUGAGCUAAUUACUUAAUUAAAAUGGAAUCAUUAAUGAAAUGAUUCGAGGAAACAAUUUCUGCGUAUUAUGUCCUCCAAUAACUCGGGCACGAGUGGAUCGAUCGAAAAAUGUUACUAGAAUUUUUUUCUGGGAAUUUGAUUCUCCUCAAAAAAUUGUUUAUCACUUUUUUCAAUAGAUUCACUUGUUGACGAGAUAUUCUUGUAAUAAACAGAGACCUCAAUCGUGGAAUCUACACCAAGGACGCAUGAACGAAAGUUUAACGGUAUAAUAUUGAUAUGAUAUAUUAUAAAUAUGUAAUAAUGUAUAAAAUUAUAUUAAUGUUCAGUCAUAUUGCAUUUGUUCAUGUUUAUGAGUGGAGCAAUAAAUUCUACGUGGUUGAAUAAAAAAUGAGAGAAGUUU